Messenger RNA from Acanthosepion pharaonis, 3879 nucleotides. The record is from the annotation of a GenBank genome assembly. Lineage: Eukaryota; Metazoa; Mollusca; Cephalopoda; Sepiida; Sepiidae.
AUGGUCUGUACGUCUAACCUGUUCGGUGGUUUCAACUUACGACUUGAACGUCGCAACUCUGGUCGGCUGUUUCCGUUUUUUUCUUGUUACGGAGCUCCUGUCGUUGAUGAUUUCUUUUUCUUCUCAGCUCACCGCGAAUUCCUUUCAUUCUUCUUCCUCGUCCCUUCUAACCUUGGAACACGUUCAAUCUGUCACUCCUUUCAAUCUUUUCACCCAGCGAACACGUUCAAUCUGUCCUCCUUUCAACCAUCCCUCGUUCAAUCUGUCACCCUCCUUCCAACCAUCUGUUCUUUUCAACCAGUCCCUUCUAUGACCAUCCUUGGUUUUCUUUUCACCCAGCUAACACGUUCAAUCUUUUUCAACCAUCCGUUUUUUACUUUUUUACAAUUUUCGCAUUACCUAGUCCUUCUAAGAACAGCCUUGGUUUUCUUUUCACCCAGCGAACACGUUCAAUCUGUCCAUCCUUCCAACCAUCUGUUUUUUACUUUUUUACAAUUUUCGCGUUACCUAGUCCCUUCUAAGACCAUCCUUGGUUUUCUUUUUUUUCACCCAGCUAACACGUUCAAUCUGUCCUCCUUUCAACCAUCCUCCCCUAAGACCAUCCUUGGUUUUCUUUUCACCCAGCUAACACGUUCAAUCUGUCACUCCUUCCAACCAUGUUUUUUACUUUUUACAAUUUUCGCGUUACCUAGUCCUUCUAUGACCAUCCUUGGUUUUCUUUUCACCCAGGGAACACGUUCAAUCUGUCCUCCUUCCAACCAUCUGUUCUUUACCUUUUUACAAUUUUCGCGUUACCUAGUCCCUUCUAUGACCAACCUUGGUUUUCUUUUCACCCAGGGAACACGUUCAAUCUGUCACUCCUUCCAACCAUCCUCCCUUUUUCUAAGAACAGCCUUGGUUUUCUUUUUCAGCGAACACGUUCAAUCUGUGUUACUCCUUCCAACCAUCUGUUCUUUCUUUUUACAAUUUUCGCGUUACCUAGUGACCAUCCUUGGUUUUCUUUUCACCCAGCAACACGUUCAAUCUGUUCUUUCAACCAUCCUCCCUUCUAAGAACAGCCUUGGUUUUCUUUUCACCCAGCGAACACGUUCAAUCUGUCUCCUUCCAACCAUCGUUCAAUAUCCUUUGGUUUCUUUUUCACCCAGGGAACACGUUCAAUCUGUCCCUCCUUCCAACCAUCUGUUCUUUUUUACAAUUUUUUACAAUUUUCGCGUUCAAUCUGUCCUCCUUUCAACCAUCCGUUUUUUCUUUUUUACAAUUUUCGCAUUACCAGUCCCUUCUAAGAACAGCCUUGGUUUUCUUUUCACCCAGCGAACACGUUCAAUCUGUCACUCCUUCCAACCAUCUGUUCUUUACUUUUUACAAUUUUCGCGUUACCUAGUCCCUUCUACGAAUAUCCUUGGUUUUCUUUUCACCCUGGGAACACGUUCAAUCUGUCACUCCUUUCAACCAUCCGUUUUUUACUUUUUACAAUUUUCGCAUUACCUAGUCCCUUCUAUCUGUUUGGUUUUCUUUUUUUCGUUUUUCACCCAGUUCUUUAACACGUUCAAUUUUCAACCAUCUGUUCUUUACAACAGCCUUGGUUUUCUUUUUCACCCAGCGAACACGUUCAAUCUGUCCCUUCCAACCAUCUGUUCUUUACCAUCCGCGUUACCUAGUGACCAUCCUUGGUUUUCUUUUUCACCUGGGAACACGUUCAAUCUGUCCCUCUUUCCAACCAUCCGUUUUUACUUUUUACAAUUUUCGCUGUCAUCCUUGUUUUCUUUUUCACCCAGGGAACACGUUCAAUCUGUCCCUCCUUCCAACCAACCAUCUGUAGUCCCUUUCCCUUCUAUGACCAUCCUUGGUUUUCUUUUUUCACCCAGUCCCCUAACACGUUCAAUCUGUCACUCCUUUCAACCAUCCGUUUUUUACUUUUUACAAUUUUCGCAUUACCUAGUCCCUUCUAAGAACAGCCUUGGUUUUCUUUUCACCCAGCGAACACGUUCAAUCUGUCCAUCCUUCCAACCAUCUGUUCUUUACUUUUUACAAUUUUCGCGUUACCUAGUCCCUUCUAAGAAUAUCCUUGGUUUUCUUUUCACCCUGGGAACACGUUCAAUCUGUCCCUCCUUCCAACCAUCUGUUCUUUACUUUUUACAAUUUUCGCGUUACCUAGUCCCUUCUAUGACCAUCCUUGGUUUUCUUUUCACCCAGCUAACACGUUCAAUCUGUCACUCCUUUCAACCAUCCGUUUUUUACUUUUUACAAUUUUCGCAUUACCUAGUCCCUUCUAAGAACAGCCUUGGUUUUCUUUUCACCCAGCGAACACGUUCAAUCUGUCACUCCUUCCAACCAUCUGUUCUUUACUUUUUACAAUUUUCGCGUUACCUAGUCCCUUCUAAGAAUAUCAUUGGUUUUCUUUUCACCCUGGGAACACGUUCAAUCUGUCACUCCUUUCAACCAUCCGUUUUUUACUUUUUACAAUUUUCGCAUUACCUAGUCCCUUCUAAGAACAGCCUUGGUUUUCUUUUCACCCAGCGAACACGUUCAAUCUGUCCCUCCUUCCAACCAUCUGUUCUUUACUUUUUACAAUUUUCGCGUUACCUAGUCCCUUCUAUGACCAUCCUUGGUUUUCUUUUCACCCAGCUAACACGUUCAAUCUGUCUCCUUCCAACCAUCCGUUUUUACAAUUUUUUUUACCUAGUCCCUUCUAUGACCAUCCGUUUUUUGUCCCUUCUUUUCGGUUUUCUUUUCACCCAGCGAACACGUUCAAUUCUAAGAAUAUCCUUGGUUUUCUUUUUCACCUGGGGAACACGUUCAAUCUGUCCCUCCUUCAACCAUCUGUUCUUUUACUUUUUUUUAGUCCCUUCUAAGAAUAUUUUGGUUUCUUUUUCACCCUGGGAACACGUUGAAUCUGUCCCUCCUUCCAACCAUCUGUUCUUCCUUUUUACAAGACCUAGUCCCUUCAGAAUAUCCUUGGUUUUCACCCAGCGAACACGUUCAAUUUCUCCUUCCAACCAUCUGUUCUUUACUUUUUACAAUUUCGCGUUACCUAGUCCCUUCUAUGACCAUCCUUGGUUUUCUUUUCACCCAGCUAACACGUUCAAUCCUUCCAACCAUCUGUUCUUUACUUUUUACAAUUUUCGCAUUACCAGUCCUUCUAAGAAUAUCCUUGGUUUUCUUUUCACCCAGCGAAACGUUCAAUCUGUCCUCCUUCCAACCAUCUCGAACACGUUCAAUCUGUCACUCCUUCCAACCAUCUGUUCUUUACUUUUUACAAUUUUCGCGUUACCUAGUCCCUUCUAUGACCAUCCUUGGUUUUCUUUUCACCCAGCUAACACGUUCAAUCUGUCCCUCCUUCCAACCAUCUUCCCUUCUAAGAAUAUCCUUGGUUUUCUUUUCACGAACACGUUCCUCCUUCCAACCAUCUGUUCUUUCUUUUUUCGUUACCCUUCUAUGACCAUCCUUGGUUUUCUUUUCACCCAGCUAACACGUUCAAUCUGUCCCCGAACCGUUCAAUCUGUCCUCCUUCCAACCAUCUGUUCUUUACUUUUUUACAAUUUCGCGUUACCUAGUCCUUCUAUGACCAUCCUUGGUUUUCUUUUCACCCAGCUAACACGUUCAAUCUGUCCCUCCUUCCAACCAUCUGACCAAUUUUCGCAUUACCUAGUCCCUUCUAAGAAUAUCCUUGGUUUUCUUUUCACCCAGCGAACACGUUCAAACACUUCCAACCAUCUGUUCUUUCUUUUUACAAUUUUCGCUCCCUUCUAUGACCAUCCUUGGUUUUUUUCACCCAGCGAACACGUUCAAUCUGUCCUCCUUCCAACCAUCUGUUCUUUACUUUUUACAAUUUUCUUAGUCCCUUCUAUACCAUCCUUGGUUUUCUUUUCACCCAGCUAA